AUGCAAGAUAGUUAUAGGAACCAUAUAAGAGAGUAUAAUAAAGAUAGUCUAGAUAGUGAUAAAAGAAAAAUGAAUAAUGUUACAAAUGAAUUAGAAAUAAAUGGUGUGAAUGAAAUAAGUAUGGAAGAUAAUAUAUUAAAUGAAGUUGUAAAGUUAAAAAGUGAUUUAGAAAAAGCGUUAAUAGAAAAUAAAGAAUUAAAAAAUAAAUGUAAUGAAGAUCGAGAACGAUUAGAUUUGUUGUCACUAAAAAAUAAUUCUCUUUUAAAUGAAUUAUGUGAAGAAAAGGAGAUGUUAAAAAUAGAAUAUAAUAAUUAUAAAAUGGAAUCUGUAAAAGAUAUUAAAAGACUACAAGAUGAAUUAGAUAAAAAUGUUAUUAUGUUAAACUGUUUAAAAGAUGAAAUAUUAUUUAAAGAAGAAGAAUUAAGAAAAGCAGAAAUUAUUGAAAGACUUUAUAAACAAGAAAGUGAAUUAAAUGAAGAAAAAGAUAUGAAAAUAAAAAAGCUAGAAAAUUUAUUAAAUCAAGAAAUAUAUUUAAAAAAUGAUAAGGAAGAAAAAGAUAAAAUUAAUCAAGAAGAAAUAAAUGAAAAAUUAGAAUUACUUAAUAAUGAUUUAGAUAAAAAAAAUGAAGAAUUAAAUAUUUUAAAUAAAAAAUAUGAUAAUUUGAAAAAAACCAAUAUUGAUAUACAAAAGAAAAUAUGUUUCUUAAAAGAAGAAAUUGAUUAUUAUAAAAAUAAUGAAAAUAGUUUUAUUAUGCAGAAUAUAUUUAAUGCAGAAAAUAAUUUAGAUGAUAAUAUUUGUAAAAAGAAUUAUAUGAAAAUAUCUGUCUUAUAUAAUGUAUUAUUUAAAAUUGUUGUAUAUGAUCAAAGAAAUUUAUUUGAAAAAGAAAAAAUUCUUUAUUCUUUAGAAAAAGAAAAUACACAUUUUUUAAAAAAAAUUGUAGCAGAUGAAAUUUAUUGUUUAUAUUUAAAAGAUUGUAUUAGUAAAAUUAAUUUAACAUAUCAAAUAGAUUUACAUAAACAAGAAAAGAAAUAUAUGUUAUUAAAUUCAGAAUAUGAUGAUCUUUAUAAUAAAUUCAUAGAAGAAAAAAAAGAAAAUUUAUUAUUAAAUGAAACAUAUGAUAAAAUUAUUUUUAAUCAAAAGAAUGAAAUCAAUAAAUUGAAAAGUCAUAUUUCUAUUCAAAAUAAAGAUAAAGAAAUAUUAACAAAAUAUAUUGAUAAUUAUAUAACAUAUAUUGAAGAUUCAUAUCAAAAAUAUUGUAUUCUGAAUAAGGAAUAUAAAGAUUUAGAAGAAAUGUUUUAUGACCUUGAAGAAAAAAAUAAAAAUUUAAUUAUAUUAGUUAAUCGAAUGGAAGAUAAGUAUCUAAUCGAAAAUAAUAACAACAAUAACAAUAAUAAUAAUAAUAAUAAUAAUAUUAGUGAGUUACAUAUGGAUAAUAUAAAAAUAAUGAAAAAUAAUUUAAAAGAUAAAGAUAUUAAAAUAUUUGAAUUGGAAAAUAAAAAUUUAGAAUUAAUCAAAACUAUUGAUAAAUUAAAUGAUGAUAUUUUAAAAAAAAAUACAAAUAAAGAAUACAUAGAAAAUGAAUCACGUAAAAUGAAGGAUUUAUGUUUCGAUUUAAAAGAUAUUUGUUCUAAAUUAGAAUUAGAAAUUAAAGAGAAAAAUAUUAUUAUAGAUGACUUAACAGAUAAAUUAAAUCAAUCUGAGAAAAAAAAUAAAGACAAUCAAGUUAUAUUAGAAUUAUCUGAAUUUAGAAUACAAAAUUUUAAUGAUAAUGUAAAAUAUUUUACUAGUAAAGUUAAUGAAUUAAAUGAAAAAUUAACGAAUAAAGAUGAAGAAAUAACACGCUUACAUGAUUAUAAUGAAAAAAUAAAUCAAGAAAAGGAAAAUUUAUUUUAUGAAAAUGUUCAUAUUUUAGAACAACUAAAAGAAUUACAGAAAGAAAAUGAAAAAUUGAGAAAACAAAAUGUUAUUAUAAAGAAUGAAUUAAAUAAAAAUGGUAUUCAGUUGAAUGAAGAUAUAUAUAUGGAUAAGAUAAUGUGUGAAGGAGAUGAUCAGAAUAGGAUAGACAAUAUGAUAAAUCAUAUUCCUAAAGAACAAAAUAAUACAAAUGAUACAAAUGAUACAAAUGAUGCAAAUAAUAAUAAUUUAAAUUUAUUGAUGAAUAGUAGGUCCUUUCAAUAUCAUAAAUCAAGAAACUAUAAAGAUGAUGAUAAAAACGAUUUAAUCUUAAAAAUUGAUAAAUUAACAGAUGAAAAUAUUUUAUUAAUUAAAGAAAAUGAAGAAGUAUUUGAUAAAUUACAAAUAGUGUCUAAUGAAAAUAUUAAAAUAAAAAAUGAAUUAAUGCAUACCAGAUCAGAUGUAGAAAAACAUUUGUUCCAUUUAGAAUGUGAAAAAAAAGAAAAAUUAAAAUAUAAAAUGUUAUCAAGACAAAGGAAAAGACAAUCAUCACAUAUGAAAAGAAAAUUCCAUACAAUGAUGGAAUCAGUUAAAGAUUUAGUUAAUGAUAUUAAACAAAUAGAUAAAGAAAAUAAAAGAAAUGAUAUGAAUAAUUCUUUUUUUGUUUCCUCUUCAUCUGGUUCGUCCUAUGAAAGAUUAAAUCAAUCCAAUGAUGAUUUAUUAUCUGCUAAUGAAAAUAGUAAUACUCAAUUAAUGUUAUCAUCAGUUGGAAAAUCUAGAAAAAGUAUGAAUAAUACAAGUAUAGAUGGAAAACAUAGUUUUUAUAGCAAAUCGACUAAAGUCUUAAGAUUAUCAGAAGAUAUGAAUGAUUUCAAUAUAUUCUAUGUUGAUAAAAUGAAAAAGAAUAAAAAGCAAAAUAAUAUUCCUCAUACUUUUAAUACAUAUGAAAAACAGGGAAAAAUAUUAUCUGAUCAUAUUAAAAGUAAAAAACCUAAUACAAAAGUAGGGAAGAGUAAAAAAAAAAUAUAUAUGAAAAUACGUAUGCACCGAUUUUCUAUAUGUAGCAAUUUCAGAAUUAAUUUAAAAAAAUAUAAGCAUGCAUAUAAAGAGUUAAGUAAUACCUUAUGCUUUUUAAAUCAAAAGAAAAAUGAUAAUUUAAAUAUGAUAAAUAAUAUGUAUUCGAAGAAUGCUAAAGGUUUAGAUACUUUUUAUUCUUUACCAAAUAGUACUGAUUCGAAAAUAAUUAUAGAUGACGAAUUAAAGGAGAACAAUGAGGAGUAUAAUAAACGUGUAAAAUUAGACAAGAAACGAAGAAGAAAUAUGAAAAAUAUGAAUAAUUUAAAUAAUUUAAAUAAUGAUGUUUUAAUUUUCGAAUCGGAAAAAAUUAUAAACGAUCUUAAUUAUAUUAAAAGAAAAUAUGAUUCAAAAGUUAAAGAAACAGUAAACAUGCAGAAAAAAUUAAUUAAUAAUGAAAAGGAAUUAAAUAAUACUAAUAUUAAAUAUGAAAAUUUAUUAAAUGAACAUGAUACGUUGAUAUCUGAUAUAAAAGAAAGAAGUGAGAAACUUUCGAAUAUAGAAAAAAAUUAUAAUUUGUUAUUCGAAAAAUAUAGUGAAACACAAGAUGAAAUAAAAAUGCAUGAACAAAAGACACAUGAAAUUUUUAAUGAAUGUAAUGAUUUAGUAGAAUAUAUGAAAAAGAAAGAAAAUAAAAUUAAAGAAGUUGAUGAGAAUCUUAAAAAAAUUGAAAUAAAAUAUCAAGAAGAAAAAGAGAAAAAUGAUAUUUUAACGAAAGAUAAUAUUUCAUUAAAUAAUUUAACUUCUAAAUAUAAAGAAGAUAUAGAAUUAUAUAAUAAGAAAUUAGAAAAUAUGCAUACUGAAUUAAAAUUAAGAUUAAGUAGAAUUGAAGAAUUAGAAUUAAUUCAGAAAAAUACAGAAAAUGAAAUGUAUUAUUUAAAAUCAGCUACAUAUAAAUAUGAUAUCAAUUUAAAAGAAGCACAUGAUGAAUUAAAUCGAACUAGUGAACAUACUAUGAAAUUAGAAAAGAAAUUAAAAGAAUGUGAAUUAAAUAUUGAUGUUUUUAAAGAACAAAUUAUUAAUAGAGAUUAUAUUUUAUAUUUUAUAAAUGAUUCUUAUAAAAAGAAAGAAUAUUUUUUUAAGCAUUUAAAAAGAAGAAUACAAGGAUUUAAUAAAGCUUUCAUAGAAUUAUUUGAAAAUAUAGAAAUGAAAGAUAUAAACAAAUUUAAUGAAUUACACCAACAUUUGGAGUUUAAUGAUAAUGAAUAUAAAAAAAAUGUUUUGUCUUUUCAGUUGAAUAAAAAUGACAAUGAUAUAAAUAAUCACCACAAUAAUAAUAAUAAUAUAAACUAUGAUAUGAAUUAUCAUAAUAAUUACCAUAAUAAUUUCCAUAAUAAUUAUCAUAAUAAUUAUCAUAAUAACAAUUUAGAUGAUGUUAUGAAAAGCUUAGAUACCAUUGAUGAAUUAAAUAUAAAAUACGAAGAAGAAAAAAAUGAAAUGCUAAAUAGAAUUAAUGAAGUAGAAAAUAAACUAAAAAUAAAAAUGAAUGAAAAUAAUUUAUUAUAUGAGAAAUAUGAAAAUAAUAUGAAAGAUAUAUUAAUAGAAAGGGAUGAAAGAGUUUCUGAUUGUUUAAUUUUAUCUGAAGAUGUGAAAAAAAAGAAUAAUGAAAUUAAUAUAUUAAUGAAAGAAUUAGAUGAGAAGAAUUUUGAAUGUAAUGAAAUACAUAUGAAAUGUACGUUUCUAAUAAAUGAAGUAAAAAAUUUAGAAAAAUCAAAAUCUCAUUUAAAUGAUAAAUUAAAAGAUAUAGAAAUACAUCAAGAAGAACAAAUUGAAUAUUUAAGAAAAGAAAAUAAUUAUUUAAAAGAGGAUAUAUAUAAUAUUAAAAAUGUGAUACAUAAUUUAGAUGAAGAAAUUAUAAAAUUAAAAGAAACAAUACAUGAUUUAAAUGAUGAAAAAAGUUGUUAUGAAAAUGAGAUAGAAAAAUUAAGAGACAUGUUAGAAGAAGAAAAGAAAUUUAAUGAUAUGUUAAAAGAAAAUGAACAAAAUUUUAUAAAAGAAAUAAAAGAAGCACAUUUAUAUGCUAUUAAAAAAGAAGAAGAAGUUAAUACAUUCAAAUUAACUUAUGAAUUGGAUGAGAAAAAAUACAUUGAUGAAAUUGAUAAAUUAAAAAAGAAAAAUGAAGAAUUUAAUAAUUCUAUAAAAAAUCAAAGAAAACUUGUAUCUGAUUUAGAAACAAAACUGUUAGAAUAUAAUGUGUUAUUAGAUAAAAAUACAAGUAUGAAAAUGUUAGUUCAAGAUUUAGAAAAUAAAAUUGAUGAUUUGAUUAAAGAUAAUGAAAAGUUAUGUAUUGAUUUAAAAAAAGAAAAAUUAAUAAGUGAUGAAAAAGAAAAAAGUAUAUUAACAUUAAAUGAAGAUAUUAAAUUGUGUGAACAUAAAAUUAUGGAACAUGAUACUAUUAUGUUAAAAUUAAAAGAUGAAAAAGAAAAACUGAAUCAAGAAAUCUUAAUAUUAAAUGAUAUAAAAAAAAACAAAGAUCAUAUUAUUGAAGAAUUAGAAAAUAAUUUAAGAAAGGCUGUAUUUGGAGAUAUUAAAAUUAAUGAAUUAGAAAAAACGAAAUUAGAACAUAAAAUUUUUACAGAACAAGAUUUAGGUUUUCAUAAUAAUGAUCAUAAUAUAAAUGAUUUAUAUAAUUCUAAAAUAUGUAUAUUUAAUAAUAGUUAUAAUACAAAAAAUAAUAAAAUGAAUAUUGAUGAAUUAAAAAAAUAUAGUUUAUAUUUGAAAGAAGAAAAUGAUUUAAUAAAACAUGAAUUAAGAAAAUUAAAAGACAAAUAUAGUAUUGAUGAACAAAAAUAUAAAGAAAUUGAAAGAAGUGUUGAAAAAAGAGAUGAAAUUAUUCAUAAAAUGAAUAAUGAAAUACUUAUGUCUAAUGAUAAAAUAAAAAAUUUAGAAAAAGGUACCAAACAACUUAAUUCUGAAUUAUAUGCUAUAAAUGAAUUAUUAGCUAUUAGAAGUGAUGAAUGUAAAGAAUUAUCUAAUGAAUUAUAUGAAUUAACAGAUGAAAAAAAUAAAUUAAUUAUACAAAAUGAAGUUUAUCAAAAACAAAUCGAAUAUUUUAAACAACAAAUAGAUGAUAAAACACAAUUAUUAAAUGAUUUAGAUAUGAUAAAGUUACAACAUGAAAAUAAUGAAUAUGAUAAAAAUGUUUUAAUAAAUAAAUAUAAUAAAGCUUUAAAUAGAUAUUAUAAAAUUUGUUCUAAUGUUAUAUAUUAUAAGAAAUAUUUAGAAAAAGAAUUGAGUUCCAAAAAUAAUGAAACAAAUGAAAAUGAUGAUAUAUCAUCUUUCAAUAAUUCAUUCAAUAAUGAAAAUAAUAAUAAACUGACAAUGUUUACUCUAAAAAAUAAUAUGAAAAAUAUGAAUGACAUAAAUAAUAUGGAUAAUAUUGUCAACAUGGACAAUAUGAAUAGUAGUGAUAAUUCUAUUAUAUCUAUAGACAGAAUGUGUAACUUAAAUGAUAUAAAUAAAGUAACUGAAUAUGUAAACGAAUUUUUGAAAUGUGUUCGAUUAUUAAUAUUCAAGAAAAGAGUAUUUGAAUCUAAAUUGGAAAAUGCUGAAAGGAAAUAUAAUAGUUUUAAAGAUAAAUUAAAAGAAGAAAAAGAUGUAAUAAAUGAUUUAAAGAAAAAAUUAAGACAAAGUCAAGAAUAUCUCACACAUAAUAAUAAUAGUAAUAAUAAUAUGGAGGAACGAAAUUAUUAUGAUAAUAAAAAGGACAAUAAUUUUGAUGAUAAUAAUAAUUUCUCUAUGAAUUACAAAGAUUUAAGUUCACAGAUAUUAUUAAAAGUAACAGGUAAAAAUGAUAUGAUUGAAGAAAAUAAUUAUAUGAUUUUGAAAUAUGAAAAUGAGAAAUUAAUAGAAGAAAAUAAAUAUUUAAAUGAACAAAUAAAUAAUUUAUUUACAUUACAAAGUAGUUUUAAUAAAUUAAAUAAAAUAAAGGAAUCAGACCAGAAAGGAAUUAUUAGAAAUAAUAAUAAUGAUGACAAUAUUAAUAAUAAUGAUAUUAUUAAUUAUAAUGAUAAUCAUUUUAAUAAUAGCGCUGCUGAAUAUACAUAUCUCAAAUUUCAAGAAAAUACUAUAAGGAAUGAAUUAAAUAUAUAUAAAAAUCAAAAUGAAUAUUUAAAGAAAAAAGCACAAAAUUAUGAAGAUAUUAUAAAUAAUUUACAAAAAGAAAUAAUUAAUAUUAUAGAUAAACAAAAAGAAUGCGAUGAAGAAGUAUAUAAAAUGGAAAAGGAAUUAGAAAAGAAAAAUCAAGAUAUCGACAAUUUAGUAAAGAAAAGACAAAAAGAUCAAGAAAAUUUAGAAAUAGAAUAUUCUAAAGCUAUCAGAUUAGAAAAUGAAUUUUUAUCAUUAAAUGAAGAUAUAUUUAAAAAAGAUGAACAUAUUAAAGAAUAUGAAGAAUUAGUUAACAAAUUAAAUGAAGAUAUUAAAAUUCAUAUGAAGGAAAAAGACGAAUUAAAAGAAUAUGCUGAAGAUUUUAAAAAUAAAUAUGAAUUAUUUGAAAAGAAAUAUAAUAAUUUAUUACACGAUGUUAUUCAAUAUGAGAAUAUAAAUGAAAAAAAAAAUGACAAUACAAAUGACAAUACAAAUGACAAUAUAAAUGGCAAUAUAAAUGAAAAUAUAAGUGACAAUAUAAAUAAAAAAAGAUAUUCGUUAUCGUCAAAUGAAAAGAAAGAAACACAAAGUUUAAUUAAUAAAUUGAAAAAUUAUGAUGUGAUGAUAACAGAUUUAAUGAAUGAAAAAGAUAUGCUAUUAAAUAAAUAUAAUGAAUUAAAAAAUAUAUAUGAAGAGAAAUUAAAUGUGGAACAUGUGUUACAUAAUGAAAUAAAUGAAUUAAAGAAAGAAAAUGAAUACUUAAAUGAAACAAAAACAUCUUUAAAUAAACAAGUUGAUGAUUUAAUUAAAGAAAAUGAUGAAUAUAAUAAAAAAUGUAUUCAUUUAGAUAAAGAAAAUGUAGAUUUAUAUAAAAAAUUUGUCAAUGUAUCUAAUCAAUUAAAUAAUAUAAAUUCUUUAGAUGAAUAUGCCAAUAAUAAAAUGGGAGGAAUCAAAAAAUCUAGUAAUAUAAGAAAUACAUUAAAAGAAAAUGAGUUAAACGAAAAAGCAAGUGGAACAGGAAGAAUAUCAAAUCAUAAUGUAGUUAAUAUGAAUAAUAUGAGUGUGAAAUCAUUAGAAGAUUAUCAUGAUGAUGAUAUUAUGAAAAGAAUGAAAAAUGAUAUGAACGAUUUAAGCAUUGAAAAUGAUUUAUUAAAAGUAAAGAUUAAGGAACUAGAACAGUUAAAUAGUAAUAUAUUUAAUGAUAAUAAAGAUUUAAUAAAUAUUAUAUCAAAUAGAGAAAAUGAUAAAAAAGGUAUUUCUGAUUGUAAGGAAGAUAAUAAUAUUAAUAUAUUAGACAUGCAAGAUAUACAUAAUAAUUAUGAAAAUUUAUUAAUCGAAAAUAAAUUAGAAAAACAAGUAAAUGAGAAUUUGAAAUUAGAAAUAUAUAAUCUUAAAAAUAAAGUUAAUGAAUAUAAUAUGAUAAUUAAUAAGAAUUCUCAUUAUGAAGAAAGUAAUAAAAGAACAAAGAAUUACUUAUAUUAUUUAAAUGAUAAAAUAAAAAGUUUUAUUAAAAUAUUUAGUACAAAUAACAUGAAUUAUGAUCAUUUGAAAUCUGAAUUGAAGAAAAUCAAAUUAAAUAAUUUAAUGAUUAUUCAAGAUAAUUUCAAUUCCUUGAAUGAUAGUGCUAGUAGUAGUAAAUUAUCAAAAAAGAAUAUUUGUUCUUCUAGUAAUUAUUCUUUAGAAGAUGAUGAUAAUAGUAGUGUAUGCUCAAAAAUGAUUGUAAAUUUUUUUACACUACAUAAAGAAGGAACAUUUGAAAAUUAUGAUAACAAAAAAAUGUAUGAUAAUUAUAAUAAUGAUAUUGUGAUUAAAAAAAGUGAAUUACAAAAUGUGUAUAAAUAUAUAAUUAAACUAAAAGAAAAUUACAUUAAAAAAUGUGUACUUGUAGAUAAUCAAAACAUAAUGAUUCAAGAAUUAAAUAAACAAAUCUUUACUUAUUCAGAACAAAAUAAAAAAUAUCAUGAUGAACAAAAUGAAUGGAAAAACAAAGUAAAUGAUAUAAUAAAUGAGAAUGUAAAAAAAAUGGAAUCCUUUUCAAAAAUACAUAACAAUUUAUUAAAUAAACUUGAAGAAGAAAUAAAUAAAAAUAAUAAAUUAUCGAAUGAAUUAUAUAUUCAAAAUGAACAAAAUAAAUUGUAUCAAGAAAAUGAAAUGAAAAUUGAAAAUGCAUUAAACAGAAGUAAUCAAAUAAAUAAUAUUGAUAAAGAAUCAAAUAGUAAUUUAAAAAAAAUAUCUAUAUUAUUAGAUGAAUAUAAAGAAAUUAUUGAAACUAAUUCAAAAUUGUUAAUAAGAAAUAAUAAUAUCUUGUUAGAAAAUAAUACAUUAAAAGAUGUUAUUGGAAAAAUGGAUAAGGAUAUAAAUAAAUUAAAUCAUCAAUUAAAGGAAAAAAAUAUUUUAAUUGAAAAUGCAAAAAUUAAUAUAAAUACGAAGGAAUUCAAAAAUAAAUCUACAAAUUUAAAUGAUAACCAAGAAAAUACUCUAAAUAAUAUGAAUCAUAGUUUAAAAGAUAGAAAUGAGGAAAACACUACAACAAGUAUCUUAAAUGAUAACAAAAAAUAUGGAAGUAGUGAACAACUUAUAAAUGAAUAUGAAGAAAUCAUUUUAAUUAUUGAGAAAAAAAAUAAUGAAUUAGAAAAUAAUUGUCAAAAUUUAAAAAAAUCAAAUUAUCAAGUAUAUAAUAAGUAUAAUAAAUUAGUAUAUGAAUAUAAUUCAUUAAAAAAAUUUAUAAAGGAUAAGAUAAAGAAUAAUGGAUAUAUAGAUAUUGAUUUAAGUCAAUUUGAGCAACAUAUUAAAAAAGACAUAAAUGAAAAAUUUGGAGAGACAAAUGAUGGUCAAAAUGAAUUAAGCAAUAUAAAUAAGGAUGUAAUUUUUUCAUCACUUAUAUCAUUUAAUCGUUAUGAUAUCAAGAAAAUAUCUGAUCAUGUGAAUGCUAUCGAACAGUUAAAUGAUGAUAUGUUGAAUAAUAAGGAAUUAAACCUAUAUAUUGGUUUAAUCAAAAGGGAUAUUGAAAAUAUGUUAAAUGAUUAUAAUUAUAAAAAUGAUGUGAAUGACAAUAAUUAUCAAAAUGAUGUGAAUGAUUAUAACCGUCGUGGUGGUCAUAUUCCUUAUGAGGAUAAUAAAAUUUCAAAAAUAAAUAAAGAUGAAUUAAUAGAAAAAUUAAAAGAAAAAGAUUCAGAAAUUAAAGAAUAUGAAAAGAAACUUGAUAAUAUGAAUAUAUACGUAAAUAAAAAAGAAAGAGAAAUUGAGAAAUUAAAAGAAUUAUAUGGUGAUCAAUUGUCUAUUAAUAAAAAUUCAUAUAUAAGUAAUUCAAAUACUAGUAUGAACAAAAGAAAUAGUAGUAACAUGUCAGAGAAACAUUUAGAAAUAAAAGAAGAGUAUAAAGAAUUAUUAAACGAAUACAAAUUUUCAUUAAACUUAUUAAAUGAUACCAAAAAUAAGUUAGACACACUGAAAAGAGAAAAGAAGGAUAUGGAAAAAUUAAAGGAAUUAGAAAUUCAUGAUAAAGAUAAUAUUAUAGAAAAUUUAAAAGGAUUAAACAGGGAAUUAGAAAAUAAUAUAAAUGAAAUAAAAAAAUCAUUCAAUGAAAAAAUAUUAGAAAAAGAAAAUAUUAUAGAAAAGAAUAAUGAUUUGUUAAAUGAUUUAAAUGAAGAAAUUAAUAUUUUGAAUUCUAAUAAAAUACAAAAUAAUAAUUUUAUUAAAGAAUUGGAAUUACAAAUAAGGAAUUUAAAUAAUGAAAUCAAUACAUUAAACGAUAUGCUAAAAGAUUCAAAAGAAGAAAUUAUGAUUCUUAAUCAUACCUUAGAAGAUAAACAAAAGGAAUGUGUAGAAUUACGUAAUAAAUUAGAACAAAAUUAUUUACACAUAUCAAAUGAAGAUAAAUAUGAUAAAUCAUCAGGAACAUAUAAUAGUGAUGAAAUAAAUGAAACUCGCAUGAGACAUGAAAACGAAAUUGAUGAUUUAAAAAGAAAAAAUUUAUUACAAAGUAAUGAGCAUUAUAAAAAAAUGAAUGAAUUAAGAAGAGAUUUAAACAAUUCUUUUUCAAGUUAUAACAAACUAAAAUAUGAUAGUGAAAAAAAAAUUGAAGAUUUUAAGGAAGAGGCAAAUAAUUUAAAAUAUUAUAUUAAAAAAAUCGAAGAAGAAAAUAAAAAAAAAGAAGAAAAACAUGCUUUAAUAGAAGUAGCGAUACAAGAAAUGGAUAAAGAAAUAAAUAUAUUAAAAACUCAACUUGAAGAAAAAAAUGAAAUUAUAAAUGAUAUACAAAAUAAUAUGGAAGAAAAAAAGAAGACUCUUGAAUAUUUAGAAGAAGAUAUUAAAUCUGUGCAACAUAUUAUAAUGAAAUAUAUACAAAAAUUAAAUUCUCUUAAAGAUAUCGAACAAUUAAUUGAUGAAUUAAAUGAUAACGAAUUAAAAACAAACGAAUGUUUUUCAUUUAUAAAAGAUAUUUUUAUAAGUAUUCAUCAAAAUUACAUGAAAGAAGAAUUAAAGAGAAAAGAGGAAAUGAUUAUAAAUGGACAAGGUUUAAUUAAAGAAAAUGAAGUAAUACAAUUAGAAGAAAAAUUAAAAGAAUUGAUAAUAGAGAAAAAUAGAUAUGAUAAAGAUAUUAAAGAUCAAAAAGAGGAAUUACAUCAUUUACUUGAUAAAAAAGAUUCGUAUGAAGAGGAAUUAAAUCAUAUUAUAAACGAAUUAGAAAUAAAAAGACAAGAAAUUAAUCAAAUGAAUAAUAAAUUGAAUGAAUUAAAAAAUAUUCAAAAUGAUAAUAAACGUAAAGUGGAAGAUAUAAAAACUAAAGAAGGUGAUUUAAAAUAUAAAGAAGAAGAAUUAAAAUAUCGAGAAGAUAAUUUAAAACAUAAAGAAGAAGAAUUAUUAAUUAAAAAUGAAAAUUAUAUGAAUAAAGAAAAAGAUCUUAUGAAAAGUAAAGAAGAGUUAAUUGUUCGAGAAAAUGAUUUAAUAAAAAAUAAAGAAGAGUUAAUAGAUAAAACAAAUGAAUUAAUGUUAAAAAGAGAAGAAUUACAAAAGGAUAAAAUACAUAUUGAUGAAUUAAAAAAUGAUUUAAUGGUAAAAUUUGAGAAAUUAUAUAAUGCACAAAAUGAUAUUAAAGUUAAAGAAACGAAAUUAAAAAAAAUAUAUGAAAAAUUAAAAGAUCAUAAUAUUAUUGAAUUGUUUGAUAUAAAUAAUAGGGAUAACAACAAUAAUAUAAGAGACCAUACUGAAAAUAUAAAUAAUAUAAAUAAUAUAAAUAGUGAUAUAAAUAAUAAUGAUAUAAAUAAUAAUAAUAAUAAUAAUAAUACACCUAAUUUUAACAAUCGUUUAUCAUUAAAAAGGUUGGGAAUACUUUUAGGACUUGAUGAAAUAGGAGAUGAAAAUGAACUUGAUUUUAAUUUUGAUAAAGAAAAUGAAAGUUUAAAUUUAGACUCCCUUGAAUAUACAACAUAUUUUAACGAAUUCAAAAAGAGAAUUAAAAAUUUAAAAAACAAUUUAUUAAACAGAGAAAAGGAUGUUGAAAUAUAUAAAAAGUCAUACGAAAUUGAAAAGAAAGAAAAGGAAAUUUACAAGAUCGAAUUAGAGAAAUUAAAUGAAUUAUUACACGUAGAACAAAUGAAUAGGAAAAAUUUAGAUUUAGAAUUAGAGAAAUAUAAAAGUGAAGAUACUGAUAUUUUAAAAUCUUUAAGAGAAUCUGAAGAAUUAUUAAAUGAAAAAAAUAAUAAAAUAUUAGAAUUACAACAAAAAUUAAUUCAGACAUCUUAUGAUAUAAAUAUUAUGAUUGAUAAUAAUAAAAAUUUAAUAAAGGAAAAAGAUAAAGAUUAUGAAGAGAAAAUUGAUAAUUUAAAUUCAAUUAUUAAUGAUUAUGAGAAAGAAAUAAAAGAAAUGAAUAAAGAAAAAUUAAAUCUUACUAGAAAAUCAAUUGAAAAAAUGAUUGAUGAUGGAGAAGAUAUUAAGAAAUUGAAAAUCGAUUUAGAUGAAGCACAGGAAAUAAUAUUAGAUUUAAAAAAAAAGAAUGAAGAAUUAAAUAAUAUAAAUAUUGAAUUAAUAAAUUCGAAUAAAGACAUGAGAUUAGAUAUUGAUGUAUUACUAGUAAAUGUUAACAAUUUGAAUAAAAAGAACAUAUUAAAUGAAAAUAAAUUUAUUGAAGAUGAAAGAAAAUAUAAUGAAUUAAAAAUGGUAUAUGAACAAAAAGUAAAUGAGUUUAAUAAAUUAUAUAAUAUGAUUUCUAUAAAAAUGAAGAAAAAAUUUGAUUCAGAAAAUGAUAUAGAACAAGAUUACUCAAAUGAAAAUGUUAAUAUGCAAAUAUCUAGAAAUAGUAUAAAUAAUAAAUAUGCUAUUAAUGAUUAUGAAAAUGAUACAGUAGUUGCCUUAAACGAAAAGAAUAUGAUAAUUGAUUCAUUGAAUGAAAAAAUUGCAUAUUAUGAAAAGGAAAAUUAUAAAAAGGAAGAACUAGUAAAUAAAUAUAAAAAUACUAUAGAUGAAUUAUCAAAGAAGAUACACAUUUUUGAAGAUAAUUUAGAUUUUUUAAUAAGUUUGAAUGAAUUUAUAAAAACGAAUAAUUUUACUUAUGAAAAUAUAUUAGAUAUAUUAAAUAAUUCAAUAUUAUAUAAAAAGUUAUUAAAUAAAAUAUUGGUUGAAAAUCAAUUUUAUAAAUAUAUUAUAUCUAUUAGAGAUUGGUUAUUUGAAAUUAUAAAAUCAAAAAGUUAUAGUAAUAGUAGUAGUAAUAAUAAUAAAAAUAGUAUUAAUCGUAGUCAUCAUCAUCAUCAUAAUAAUAAUAGUAAUACCAGAGAAUCUGUUUUACGAUUGAGUUUAAAGAAUAAAAGAAAUUUUAAAAGAACAGCAAGUGUAACAUCUAAUAUUUAUAAUGAUUUAUAUUUUAGUGAAAAUAUUUUAUCAGGUGAAAAGGAGAAUGAUGAAUUAACAAAUAGUUUUAAUAAAACAUUAAACGUUAUUGAUAAUGAUUUUAACAAUUUUGAAAAUAUAUGUAUUGAAUUAAAUAAUAUGUUUAGAGAAGAAGAUUGGAAUAAUAUAUUUAUAAAAGUAAAUAUCUUAGAAAAUCAAUUUACCAAUAUUAUAAAUCUAAUUAUACGUGAAAUGAAGAAAAUAAAUAAGAAAUUAAAUAAUAAUACUAAUGAAAAAUUUGAAUUAAAGAAAAGUGUAAAAAUAUUGAAAAAAAGAUUAAAUUCAAUAUCUACUGAUUUUGAGAAGCGCACAGAAGAAGUAGAACAUUUAAAUGAUGCCUUAAGAAAAGAAUGUGCAGAAAAAGAUGUAUUAUUAAAUCAAUAUGAAGAUAUAAAAAAAACUUAUAAAAAAUUAAAUGAACAAUAUAAUGAACAAAUUAUAUUAAUUAAAAAAAAUGAACAUGAACUAAAAUCAUUAAAUGAUCAGUUAUUAUUAGAAAAAAAUGAAAAUCAAAUAAAAACAGAAAAAAUUAAUAAAUUAUUAAAUAAUGACUUGAACCAUUUCAAUAACUCAUUAGACAAAUCUGCAUAUCAAUUAAAUGAAUUAAACAAUGAAAAGAAAAGAAAUAACAUAUUAUUGAAUGAAUUAGAGGAAAAAGAAAAAAUCAUUUCACAUUUACAUAAGGAGUUAGAAUCGAAUAUCAAUGUUAUUAUUGAGUUGAAAGAAUUUAAUGAAUUGUUACUUAACAAAUUGAAAAAAGAAGGAUAUAAAAAGGAGAAAGACAACAGUGUGAAUGAUCAAAUUAGUGACCAUAAUUAUAGUAAUAUAAAUAAAAAUGAUAAUAAUAGUAAUAUAAAUAAUAAUAAUAGUAAUAAUAUGAACUCUUUUAAUAAAUCUAAUAUAUCUAAUAAUGAACACUUAGAAGAUACCAAUAGAAACGAAUUAAUAAUCAUAAUAAGCCAAUUAGAAAAUGAAAAUAAUAUCUUAAAAGAAGAAUUAGAAAUUAUAAGAAAUAAUUUCAAAAUGUUAAAGGAGAAAAAGAAUGAACUUGAAGAUAUUAUUAAUAGUAACGAUGUAAAAUUAAAUAAAAGAGAAAUCGAACUUAAUGGUAUCCUAAUUGAGAAAGAGAAAAUAUUAGAACAAACCAAUAAAUAUAAAAUUAAAUGUAUACAAAUUAUUGAUAUAUGUUUUAAUCAAGAUUUUAAUAUAAUAGAUAUUCGUGAAAAAAUUAUAACCAUAUUUAAGAAUGAUGACGAACAAAUUAUGGAUAUAAUUAAUUGUCACAAAAAUAUGUUAUCGAAUGGUAAUAAUAAUAAUAGUAAUAAUAGUAAUAGCAAUAAUAAUAAGAAGAAGAAUGAUAAAUUGAGCAUAUUACAGGAUGAAGAAUCUAGGAGUAUUAUUGAUGAAGAAAAAAUGUUACACAUAGAAGAAAUGAGUAAAAAAAAUGAAGAAUUAAUUAAGAAAAAUGAAGAAAUAUGGAAAUUAAACAAAUUUAUAGAAAAUUUAAAUAAAGAAAUAACAAAUAAAAAUUUUAUUAUUAUUUCAAAUCAACAAGAUAUUGAAAAUAAAAAUGAUAUAUUAGAAAAAAAUGAAACAUAUAUUAAUUUCUUAAAAGAUCAAAUUAAAUUAUUAUGUAAUAAUAUAGAUGAAAAUAAUUUAUUUGAUAUAAAUAAUGUUAAUUUAUCUCCAACUCUUCGUAGCUUUAUUAAAAGAAAUAGUGUACGCCCAAAAAAUACAUAUGCUUCAAAUGAUAAUAAAGAGGAUCCAUUUUUUGAUGAUAUGAUAUAUAAUCAUAUGAAUAGUAUAAAUAAUAUAAUUAAUGAUCAAGAUUCACAAUUAAAAAAGAAAAUAAAUUUUGAACCUAAUAGUAAUAGUCAAGCACAUUAUAAUUUUUAUGAUGAAAAUGAAGUAAAACUAGAAGAAAUGAAAUUAAAAAUUGAAGAUUUAAAUGAUAAAUUAAAAACAUCUGAAAACGAAAUAGUGAUUUUAAAAAAUGAAAAUAAUGAAUUAAUAGAAAAAUGUGAAUUUUUAAAAAAUGAAUUAAAAAAUGUACAAGGAGCCAAAAGACAUUUAAUGUUAUGUGAGAGUAGAAUUAAUAUCUUAGAAAAAGAAUUAGAAGAUAAAAAAAAUAAAUUAGAAGCACAGAAUAAAACUGUUAAUGAAUGUGUUGAUAUGUAUGUUGAAGAAAAUUCAGAAAAUUAUAAUAAAAUUUUAGAAUUAAAAAAUUUAAAUGAGAAAUAUAAAAUCGAAAUUAAUGUUUUAAAUGAUGAAAUAACAAAACUAAAAAAUGAAAUCAAUACAUAUAAAAAUGAUUUAAAAAACAUUAAUGCUACACUAGAUUUUUAUAAAUCUACACAUGAUGAAUUAGUAAACGAAUAUAGUAAAGAAGAAAGAAAUAAUGUAUAUUAUAUUAAAUUAUGUGAAGAAUUAAAACAAGAAAAUCAAAAUUUUAAACAACUUUUAGAUUCUCAUGAAGAAAAUAAAAAUGAACUUAUAAACGAUAUCAAACAAAUAAAAGAGCAGUUAAAUAAUUGUGUUAAAGAAAAUUAUGAAAUUAUUUUAGAUUUAGAAUUAUUGCAAAUGCAAAAUAAUUUAUUAAAAGAAAAUUGUAAUUAUUAUAAACAAAGGGAACAUAUUUUAAUCAAUAAUUUAGAUCAGAAUAAUAAUAUAAACAAUUUCAAAAUUGAUGAAAAUGUUAAUGAAACAAAUUUAAAAGAAUUUAUAAAUAAAUUAAAUCAACAAAUUAAUAAUUUACAAGAGGAUAUAAAUAACAAAUCAGAAACUAUCAUAUCAUUGAAAUAUCAAAUUAAAGCAUUUCAUUUUGAAAAUAUAUCGAAAGAAAAUAAUCAACCAUUUAAUCAAAAUGAUAAUAAUACAAUUCAAGAAAUUCUAAAUCUCAAUAAUAUUACAUAUGUGCAAAAUAAUUUGUUUAUAUAUAUUAGUUUAUUUAAAAGUAUUCUUUUUAUUAUAAGUGAAAUACUCUUCUUUAUUGACCCAACCAAUAAUUUAUACUUUGAAAUAUUAACACUUUUAAAAUUAAAAAGUCAAAAUGAAUCAUACAUAGAAUUUGAUACUAUGAUAAAACAUGUGGAUAUUUCUCAACAUGAUUGUGAAAAUAUAUUUCAAUCUGUUCUUAAAUCAAAGACUAUAUUAAGAGAAAAAUUGCAAUUAUUACAAUUAAAAAUUUGUUAA
Messenger RNA from Plasmodium adleri (nom. inval.), 17130 nucleotides. Its product is annotated as conserved Plasmodium protein, unknown function. Bases 1 to 17130 code for a protein of 5709 amino acids. The record is from RefSeq and is a predicted model, not a curated record. The transcript has a single exon. Lineage: Eukaryota; Apicomplexa; Aconoidasida; Haemosporida; Plasmodiidae.